Messenger RNA from Hermetia illucens (black soldier fly), 3344 nucleotides. RefSeq names its product axonemal 84 kDa protein-like. The transcript is spliced from 16 exons. Lineage: Eukaryota; Metazoa; Arthropoda; Insecta; Diptera; Stratiomyidae. Gene Ontology annotation, molecular function: beta-tubulin binding; microtubule binding. Bases 111 to 3344 code for a protein of 1077 amino acids. The record is from RefSeq and is a predicted model, not a curated record.
UAUAUUUAUAGAAGCUUUGAACUGUUGAAGAUAUUUAUUUCAUUGCGAACCUAUUCACUUACUUGUUUGGUUUUUGGUUAAGAGUGCCCCGUUUCUGAGUGAUUUGAGGGAUGGUCAAGAAAAAGAAAAGCAAGGCAGGGAACGAUGAAAAGGAGCGAAAAUCGGUUCAAAUCUCUUCUGAAAUCACACCUUUCAUUGAUGCUGAUGAGUACUUUAGAAGACAAUAUAGGCAUGACUUUUGUUUGGAAGCAGUGCAGGAAAACAACAAAGCUUUCGCAGUAAUAAAGGAGAAAUAUGAAAGUAUUGUGAACCAAGAGGAAGAGCUGAGAAAGUGGGAAAAGUUCGUGAAUUGUGAUAGAAUCCCCGACCUGCUUUCAGCCCCUGCAAUUAGAACGUAUCUUUACCAAUGGUUCUUUGAAGAGUGGAUGCAUAUAAAUUCCACCUUCAAUUGGUUGCUGGAUGUAAAUGAACGGAGUAUCCUGACGCAGGAUAUGAGCGAACCAGAUUUGACCCGAAAGCAUUUAGAAACUAAAAUCCCUCCAAUAGAACUGAUCUGUUUUUAUCAUAUGAUGCACCAACUGGAACGAAUCCUGAAGGAGACAGAAAAACAUCACAUCAAAUCCCGAAGCGAGUUGGUGAAGGUUAAAAACGAAAUACGCAAUCGUAUCAGAAGUAGCAUCGAUAAUCUCACCUACAUGAUUUUAAUUAAUACCGAAGGGAACAUGGUUAUGAUUGAUCCCAUGUCCGAAAAAUACGCUGUGGAUUCAGAGUCAUUUAAAGUAGCUCUCUGGGCGCUUCGAAAUAUCCAAUGCGAUUUGGAAAAGCUCGAUUUAAUGGAGCUUUUCAUCGAAUUGGAGCCUAUCAAAAGCACAGUAACGAUCCCCCUCAAUGCUGCUUACAAUAAUUUGGUAAUGAGGGGACUUCAUCUGAAUUUUGACCAUCGAAGUCAGUACAGUGGAAGCUAUAAGCUGAGGCAUGCUUCGUCGGAAGUUCAAGAUUUGAAGAAAGUCUUAGCUCAAGAAUGGAGCAUACGAAAGGAGUUAGAGCAAGAAAAACUGGAUCAAAUGAAAAGGGAACGAGAACAAUAUGAAGAGGACCUAAGGACCCUUGAGGAGGACGCGAAACAGCAGGAAAGUAAUAAAAAGGAUGCGACGAAAAAAGGCAAAAUGUCGCAAAAAACCAAGCCAGCUGCAGGGAAGAAGAAAACUAAAACAUUGAUUGAGCCUCCGAUUGUUACUGACCAAACCUGCCUUGACAUGGAAAGCGAAUUUAACGAGAGAGAAGAUCGGGAAUAUCGCCAGGAAAUUAAUAUGUUACGGCCGGAAACUUUGGGAUUAGCAGAUGAUGAGAUUAAUCUUCGUGAAUACAUCAUUCUCGGUGGCGUCUAUGAGUAUAAUUUCCUUUAUAAGCCGGAACAACUUCAGAUACCGAAUGGCUACUUUAAUUCGAAGGAAGUUCCUGAAAAGCUCAAGUAUCGAGAUUUCAUCUGCCAAGUUGAAUAUGAACCAAAGCGCAGGAGAACUAAAUCAUUCAUUUUCAGAGAAUCUAGAGUUCUCACAGCGUCUGAACUUUUCCACAGUAGCACGAGAGGUUUAGAGCCGGCCAAUCUAGAUUCAAAAAAUCAGGUGGCAGUCGAAUCUUUGAUAAAAAUAACAAUCAAGUUGCCACCAAGUCUAUGCUGCUGGUGUCACCCGAAAGUUUGUAGGUGGAAUACAAAACCGGACAUGUUGGACGAUAAGUCCGACGAAGAUAAGAUGAGUUUAUUUUCAACAGUGGCGGAUACAUCGACGAGAGAACCCUAUGAAACCGAGGACAUUGACUUAGGUACAAUGGAUGGAAGGAAAAAUCUUCAUUAUAUAAUAAUGAAUCAAAUACUUCCUCGAAUGGAUUCCUUAUACAAAUUUCCUGAUGAAAUAGAAGAAGAACGGGAACGGCUUGCCGGUCUGGCCCAUGAAGCAGAACGAAUUCGCAAAGAAGCUGCAUUGGAUUCUGCUGAAGAUGAAGUGUAUACAGGAAGUGAGGCAGAAAGUAUUUCAGGAAUAACACCACAGUCACAUGUCACUCAAAUCAAAGUUGCCGCGGAAUCCACUCCACCCGCGAAUUUAUUUCCUUGUUCAAAUAAAGUUCGCGCGUUAAAAAUUAACUCAGCAGAAUUCUUAGCUGAAGAGUUCCCCGAUGAAAUAAGGAGCCUGAAUUCUUCAGAAAAGAAACUUCUAUCGCAGUAUCUUAAGGAAAUUGACGAGCAAACAGAGACCCGGAGACCAAUAUUUGUUACUUGGUGGCAAGUCAUGAGAUUGCUCAGCAAGGACAAAUCUAAGAUGGAUUCUCGGGGUGAAGCAUCUGAUACAGAGAACACAGCUCGAUCCAGGAUAGAAAUAGACAGACAUGCAAGAAAAUCAAUGAAGAAGAGCAGAGCAAGACUUAAGGCUGCAGGAAGACGUUCGGUGCCAAAAGUUUCAUUAGCUUCAAUUUCAAGCUCAGAUUCUCUUCGACGUAUAAGGAGAGGUCCAGCUUCACCUACUUCGUUGCGACCCAAAAAUUUAACUGAUGAGGAAGAAGUAUUUAGCGUGGUACAAGGACUAUGGUCUUCGCAAUAUAUUUUCAAGCAGGAAUUCGACGAGGAGAACUCCGAGAUGAUAUUCUGGACAGAUCGGUUAGGAAUUUUUGGAUUUGCAUUUAAACGAUAUCUUCACUUUCCAUUCGAAGACUGGCAAAUAUAUCCUGGCAAGGGUGGAAAAAGUGUUGUACUUGAAAUAAGAAGUCCGUUUGCCCGUUUUCUUAUUAAUGUGGCGGAGAAAGGAUACACAUCGACAGUGGUGGCUGGUGGGCAUACACAUGCGAAGAUAGGGGAACCAAUAAAUGAUUUGAAGAAAUUCAUCACGGAGAUGGAAAUGAUGGGAUUGAACAUUUUCACUAAAAGGGAUACUUGUGUGUAUUUGGAAGAUAUUGUAGACAAACACAUAUCCCUGGAAUUUCAUGUAUACCAAACUCUUAGUCAAUUUUGCCUGCAUUACAAAUUCGCCCGAUCAAAGUGGAAUUGGUUAGCCCAAAGACGGGUUAUAACUCUUAAAUGCGGGAAGUCCACGCAACAUAGCUAUGAAAUGGAUACUAUUCAAAUAACCCCAGAACAAGUGCAAUUUUGCGAAGUAAAGGAGGAAUGCACCCCGCUUGAACAGAUCAAACUGCUACACAUUCCUACAGCGAAAAACAAAAAGUUUGAGGUGAAUUUGUAUGGGUUUUUAACAUCGCACGCGUUUGGACCCCUGCCAGAACAUCAGCCCAAGGUGCAAUAUUCCCUUUUCGAGCUGCUAAAAGCCGUUCGCCCAUUGUCCUUUUCAAAAUGA